Gasterosteus aculeatus aculeatus (three-spined stickleback) is the source of this 1054-nucleotide messenger RNA. RefSeq names its product canopy FGF signaling regulator 4 (gene cnpy4). The record is from RefSeq and is a predicted model, not a curated record. NCBI's taxonomy places the organism in Eukaryota, Metazoa, Chordata, Actinopteri, Perciformes, Gasterosteidae.
GCUGCGCAUGCGCAGUUCCACUUUUCGCAAAUGCCGAUGUGGCCGCGACGUUAAACUUUUAUUUCGCCUCAAGGUUUUUAACAACACGCCGUCGCUAUGAAUCUUUUUAUUCUGGUUUUCUUCAUCGUCUGCUGCUCUGUCACGGCAGGAGAAGACGAGAGACUACCGAAUAAAUGCGAAGUGUGUAAGUUCUUAACGGUGGAGCUGCAGGACGCGCUGGAGAAAACGAGUCGCUCCAAGGAAGUUCUGGAGGUCGGAGAGGUGCUGGACACGGGCAGGAGAAGAAGGAAGAUCAAGUACAACACGUCGGAAACGCGGCUGACCGAGGCGGUGGACGACAUAUGUGAACGCGUCCUGCAGUACAACGUGCACGCGGAGAGGCCCGGCAGCCUCCGGUACGCAAAGGGUACCAGUCAGACGAUGGAGACUCUGAAGAACCUGGUCCACAAAGGAGUGAAAGUGGACCUGGGUCUGCCGUACGAGCUGUGGGACGAACCCUCCGUGGAGGUGUCAGACAUGAAGAAACAGUGCGAGACCAUGCUGGAGCAGCAUGAGGAGGUGGUCGAGGACUGGUACUUCCAUCAUCAGGACCAGAGGCUGGAGGACUUCCUCUGUAGGAGCCACGUCCUCAAGGCAUCGGAGCAAGAGUGUAUGAAGGAGGCCUGGAAAGGAGACAUGGGGACCAAAGGAGGCAGGGAGGGGGACAACGGGGACACCACGCAUGACGCUGCGGAGCUGUGAGGGAGAUGCAGAGAGCAACAAGAGAACCGCAAUUUUAGCUUUUGGCUGAAAAGAAAUGAUGUAUUAUAAACACUAUUUUAGUCAACCUGCUGCCAAAUCUCGGUUUUAAGCUACAUUUCAUGUUAGUUUAGUUGAAACAUUUUAGCAACUGUUGCACCUUUUGAUUUUUGGAUUAAAGUUUUAAAGUUGAGUAUUUGUGUCCUUCUCAGUGUUGUAAUAUGUAAACGCUGUUACGUAUUUAUGCAAACAAUACGCCUUUAAAUGCAAUAUGUACAGUUUUUUUACUGUAAAUAAAAUGCCUUUUUAUAACGUG